AUGAAUUCAGUGUCAAGCUGGAAGAAACACUUAUCCCAGGCAAGCACACAAUCAUUAAUUGCUCUCCUUGCUGUCCUUGCAUUUGUACUUUUAAGGAAGAAACGUGCAAAUGCUCAGGCACAAGAUUCGGAAAGCACUGAUAACAUGGACAUUGAACAACAGGAAACACAAAUUACACAAACAGUAACAUCAGAUGAAAUGGCCACACGUGACAAUCCAUUGUUCGAAUCCCAGCAAAUCGCAGAUGAUCAUGACCUCUUCGAUAACCCUAACGAUUUUGAAGAGGCAUCUCUUUAA
Trichomonas vaginalis G3 is the source of this 297-nucleotide messenger RNA. RefSeq lists its product as uncharacterized. Bases 1 to 297 code for a protein of 98 amino acids. The record is from RefSeq and is a predicted model, not a curated record. Lineage: Eukaryota; Parabasalia; Trichomonadida; Trichomonadidae. The transcript has a single exon.